AUGACCCACACAUACAAGUUCAACGUUGCCAUGAGCUGCGGCGGCUGCUCGGGCGCCAUCGAGCGUGUCCUCAAGAAGCUCGAAGGUGUCGAGUCGUACAACGUCUCUCUCGAGACCCAAACAGCUGAAAUCACGGCUGCCGACUCGCUCGACUACGAGACGGUCCUGGAGAAGAUCAAGAAGACGGGCAAGACGGUCAAGUCGGGCGAGGCCGACGGCGAGCCCAGGGACAUCUAGGCCGGCGCAUCCAUGGCUGCUGGAAUGUCGUUUUCUUCUGUCUUGUCAUGUUUCGUUUCCUUGUUCUGGCCAUUGUGCGGUCGACAUACGGUCGCGUUGAUGAGCACGUUUCUUGCUGCUGCUACUGCAACCCUCUAUGCUUAUACCUGCGGCGGCGUAUAGAUAUGGCGGCUGAAUAAAGGAUACCCGCACUGCAUCAUCUACCCUACCUUGCAUUGACCUCGACCUAUAUUCUGCAUGCAGCUGUGAAUCC
This is a messenger RNA of Exserohilum turcica Et28A, 490 nucleotides long. RefSeq lists its product as uncharacterized. Gene Ontology annotation, biological process: copper ion transport. Bases 1 to 237 code for a protein of 78 amino acids. Gene Ontology annotation, molecular function: copper chaperone activity; metal ion binding. The transcript has 2 exons. The record is from RefSeq and is a predicted model, not a curated record. Gene Ontology annotation, cellular component: cytosol. NCBI's taxonomy places the organism in Eukaryota, Fungi, Ascomycota, Dothideomycetes, Pleosporales, Pleosporaceae.